AUGGCAGAGGGACGAGAGUCCUGGUGCUACGGCCAUGAGGGCACCCUCACAGCACCAAAGACCCCCGACAGACGAGCCUGGAAUCACAAGACACCCAGAAGCAUCAAGAUACGAGCACCAUCUGAGGCUAGAUCCUCAACAUACAUGACCAGAUCCUCUCGUCAGGAGACCAAGUCCCCAACAUGUGCGGCUGGUUACUCAACACACGAGACCAGAUCUCCAACCUAUGAGGCUAGAUCUUCAACAUACAAGACCAGAUCUCCGACACCUGAGGCUAGAUCCUCAACACAUGAGGCUAGAUCCUCAGCACACUACAGUCCGUGGACGCCCAGGAAGUCUCAGGACUGCCUUAUAAUGUUGCCACAUUUGUCUUUCAGUCAUGACCACACAGUGCUAGUCGACGUAUACCAGUUCAACACCAGCAGGAAGUUGGUCCCAGCCAGAGGAGGGAGACCACUGUGGGAUCCCAACCAUGUUAAAAUGCCAUACUCCGAAGAAAACAAACACACACAGUCAAAACUAGUGGUAAUGACUGAGACAGUGACACGAUGGUCUGCCAUCACCAAACAGCUGGGGAAGCUUCAACAAGGCUCAUUUACCGUGUCUGAUGUCGGGAAAUUCAUUAAGCGCUACAACCCACAGUAUGAAGACACCUGGACCUUUGUUGGUUUGGAGAGAUAUGUACAGGCGAUCCCUCUGCUUACGAAGUUCAGGGCCCAGUCCAUCACUCUUUCCCAGUACCAGAUCGCCUGUCUUCUGGCCAAUGCCUUCUUCUGCACAUUUCCUCGCCGCAACAGUACUGCCAGAGAUGCAGAAUUUGCCAACUACCCCACCAUCAACUUCAGCAGGUUCCUCUCUGUCCUUAACACUUAA
Messenger RNA from Engraulis encrasicolus (European anchovy), 873 nucleotides. RefSeq names its product poly(ADP-ribose) glycohydrolase-like. Bases 1 to 873 code for a protein of 290 amino acids. Gene Ontology annotation, cellular component: nucleus; cytoplasm. The transcript is spliced from 5 exons. The record is from RefSeq and is a predicted model, not a curated record. Gene Ontology annotation, molecular function: poly(ADP-ribose) glycohydrolase activity. Gene Ontology annotation, biological process: nucleotide-sugar metabolic process; ATP generation from poly-ADP-D-ribose; carbohydrate metabolic process. Lineage: Eukaryota; Metazoa; Chordata; Actinopteri; Clupeiformes; Engraulidae.